Lacerta agilis (Sand lizard) is the source of this 848-nucleotide messenger RNA. Its product is annotated as ubiquitin-conjugating enzyme E2 L3-like. The coding region runs from base 16 to 693 and encodes 225 amino acids. The record is from RefSeq and is a predicted model, not a curated record. NCBI's taxonomy places the organism in Eukaryota, Metazoa, Chordata, Lepidosauria, Squamata, Lacertidae. The transcript is spliced from 4 exons.
GAAUCGGUGCUGCUCAUGCAUGCGGCGGGCGGGGAAAUCCAGAUCCUAACCCAGAGAGAGCUUUUGCCCGCUCUUCCGAAAGGAAAACCCUCUCCUCGCAUCUCGAGGCUCACUCUCUCCGAGGCGCAGCAGGAGCGCAACUUGCAGCCAGCCAACCGGCGCACCGAGAAGCAGCGGCAGGAGGAGGAGCCUCGGAAGGCGCUCCUGGAGCGGCUUCAAGCGAAGAUGGCGCCGGCAGCCCGCCGGGUUGCGAAGGAGCUGGAUGGAAUUAAGAAGUCUGGGUUCCGCUGCCUUCGGGAUGUUGAAGUAGAUGUGAACAAUGUCCUGCUGUGGAAGGGACUUCUAGUGCCGGAUGACCCCCCUUACAACAAAGGCGCCUUCCGGAUUGAGGUCAGCUUUCCAAGCGAGUACCCCCUCAAGCCUCCCAAGGUCACUUUCAAGACUCAGAUCUACCACCCCAACGUGGAUGAGAAGGGCCAGGUGUGCUUGCCGAUCGUCAGCAAUGAGAACUGGAGACCUUCCACCAAUGCAAAGCAAGUGAUCGCGGAACUGAUAGCACUGGUGAAUAAACCUGAUCCAGAUCACCCUUUGCGCGCUGACUUGGCCGACGAGUUUAUCCAGGACCGCAAGCGCUUUUUGUCCAAAGCUGAAGAGCAGACCAGCAAAUUCAGUGAGAAGCGGCCAUGCGAAUGACCUGCUGCCCUCCUGAACCACUACCUGCCUCACUGGCUGGCUGGGGAACCUUCCACAUAGGCACGGUCCCAGUGGGAUGAAAUGCAAGUGGGACCACGGAAGCUGUCCCCACCAUUGCAUUAUCAAUAAAGGAAUGUACACGGUGGGGUCCUGCA